This is a messenger RNA of Bursaphelenchus okinawaensis, 403 nucleotides long. The record is from the annotation of a GenBank genome assembly. Lineage: Eukaryota; Metazoa; Nematoda; Chromadorea; Rhabditida; Aphelenchoididae.
AUGGCUAAUAGAAGCACCUGGAUAAGUCUUUACAAAGAAUUGCGAAGAACGGCAAAUCAAGUAAGUUAUGAGGACUUUAAUUUAGAUAUUUUUCAGUUCCCUCAAUACAAUUAUCGCGAGUUUGCUGGUCGUCGAAUUAGGGAUUAUUUUGAGGCAAACAAAAGUGUCACUAACCAGGAUCAACAAAAGGCUUUGUACAAGGUAAUAUUUUAUUUAUUUUGUUGAUUUUUAGGUAUUUUAAAAGGUGCUUUGGAUUGUUUAUGGUUUGCUCAAGUUAUUUUUGAAAAUUCUGUUUCAGGAAGCAGUUGAAAGUCUUGAGAAGCUGAAAAGACAAGUUGUGGUAUCUAAACAGUAUCCUUAUCGGCCUCUUGUUAUUGAACAGCCAAAACCAGCCUCUCUUUAG